Molecule: messenger RNA, 1998 nt
Organism: Perkinsus marinus ATCC 50983
Lineage: Eukaryota; Perkinsozoa; Perkinsida; Perkinsidae
Product: glutaminyl-tRNA synthetase, putative
Exons: 18
Coding region: 1-1998 (665 amino acids)
Biological process (GO): translation; glutaminyl-tRNA aminoacylation
Cellular component (GO): cytoplasm; cytosol
Molecular function (GO): glutamine-tRNA ligase activity; ATP binding
Source: RefSeq, a predicted model, not a curated record
AUGCUCGAAAGGAUCGAGUACGAGAUCUUGCGCUACUUGCUUGCACUUGCAUUUCCUCAACGCUUUCGCAACAACGAUACUCGUAAAGUGCCAUGGCAAAAGAUCGUUACUCGAUUCCCACCCGAGCCCAACGGAUAUCUCCAUAUUGGACACGCUAAGAGCAUUUGUCUCAACUUCGGCUUGGCCAAGCAGUACGGCGGCUCCUGCCACUUGAGGUUCGAUGAUACCAACCCUAGUGCGGAAAGUGACGAGUAUGUGAGGAGCAUUCAGGAGGAUGUCAAAUGGUUAGGGUUCGACUGGGACGACAACCUCUUCUUCGCAUCGUCCUAUUUCGACCAACUUUACGAAUGGGCCGAAUACCUCAUCAAUAGAGGAGAGGCUUAUGUCGACCUCCAAACCCCCGAACAGAUCAGAAUCAAUCGCGGCAAUAUCAACACUCCCGGCACAAACUCUCCUUAUCGGGACCAGACUCCCGAGGAGAACCUCCGACUCUUUCGAGACAUGCGUGAUGGCAAAUUCAAGGAAGGAGAAGCUCUCCUGCGAGCCAAGAUCGAUAUGGCCUCCCCUAACAUGAACAUGCGGGACCCCCCUAUGUACAGGAUCCUACAUAAGGAACACCAUAGAACUGGAAACAAGUGGUGUAUCUACCCCCUUUACGAUUUCGCCCACGGCCAAGAGGAUGCCAUAGAGCAUAUUACUCAUUCUAUCUGCACGCUGGAGUUUGAAAACCAUAGGGAACUUUACGACUGGUUUCUGGCUCAUCUACCUGUACCGUCGAGACCCCACCAGUACGAGUUCGCCAGGCUGCAGGUUACCAACACUAUAAUGAGCAAAAGAAAACUGCUAAAGUUGGUCAACUCACAUUCCGUACGAGGUUGGGACGACCCAAGGAUGCCCACCAUUUCCGGUAUGCGGCGACGAGGAGUAACUCCAAAGGCCCUCCGAACCUUCUGCCAGAAGGUUGGCAUCUCUACUAGUCUGAGUACUAUUGAUAGCGUGUUACUAGAUGAAUGCAUUAGGGAGGAUCUUGAGGCCAAUUCGAAUCGUAGGAUGUGUGUGGUGGACCCUGUCAAGGUGUACAUCGAGACUAUGCCCGAUGAUGAGCGAAUCGAAGUAGAAGCUCCCAACCACCCUGGAAUGCCGGAGGCUGGAUCUCGCAAGUUGUAUUUGCGGAAUCAUCUCGUGAUUGAGUCAACUGAUUUCCGUAUAGAUCCCCCUGAGGGGUUCAAGAGGCUUUCUCUGGGUGGAAAGGUCAAACUGCGUUACGGUUAUGUGAUUAAGGCUGAGCGGGUUACUCCUGAAGGUGUUGUCGUCUGCAGUCACGACCCUCAGUCGCUUCAUGGGGAGGGAAGCCUUCCUAAAGAUGUCAAGGGGGUUAUUCAUUGGGCGGUGGACGCAGAGGAGACCAACGAGGAUGUAGUUCGAGGCACAGUGAACUGGUAUGAGAAUCUCUUGUUACCAGAAUCGACCCCGACUGAUGAGGGUGCAACUUCGGAGGAGGAGGCCUCUAUGAUACCCGGCCUAGCAGAAGCGGAAACCAAUGAGGCUGAUCAGGAUGCAUGGUUAUCCAAGUUGAACCCUAACAGUCUCCGAGAGUAUAAGGCUUACUUCGAACCUAGCAUGGCCAUGGCUAAGCCAAUGGAAACUUUCCAAUUCGAGCGAGUUGGCUAUUUCGUGGUUGACAAGGACACCACGCCUGGUCAGCUUAUUUGUAACUUGACGGUUACUUUGAAGGAGAGCGGCCUCAAGAAAACCGAGGGCAAACACGCUGGUCGUUCUCGUAAGGAGGCUCAAGCGGCCCAGCUAGCUGAGAAGGAGGCUAAGAAAAAGAUCAGGCCUGAGGAUAUGUUUAAAGAUCAAACUGAUAAGUACUCCAAGUUCGACGAGCAUGGUAUCCCUACGCACGAUGCGGGUGGGGAGAAGCUCACUAAAAGCGCUUAUAAGAAGCUUCACAAGGAAUGGGAGAAGCAGAGGCGUUUGUAUGAGAGUAGCCAUUGA